Molecule: messenger RNA, 4916 nt
Organism: Rhincodon typus (whale shark)
Lineage: Eukaryota; Metazoa; Chordata; Chondrichthyes; Orectolobiformes; Rhincodontidae
Gene: fam204a
Product: family with sequence similarity 204 member A
Exons: 10
Coding region: 188-907 (239 amino acids)
Source: RefSeq, a predicted model, not a curated record
GCCUCAACCUAGCGGCCGAGCGCCAUCUUGGAGGAAGUUGUUUCCCGGGAACCGGCGGUGUGUGACUCUCGACUGGCGAGGCAUGGCUUACAGUCCAAUCUUUGAUGCUGGAUUGCCGUUUUGAAAACUUCAACUAAAAGUAGCUGUCUGUUACUUUGAAAUCGAACAAUCGAACCCUGCCUUCUCCAUGCUAGCACUUCGUACCAGAAAAUUGCCAGUAAUGGUGGAUUCCACGGACCAAAAACCCAAUUGUAUAUCAGCAGGACAGAGUGACAAUGAAAGUAAUGUGGAUACCUCCUUGAAAGAAAAGAAAGCUGAAGAAGAUUUGAAAGGUGUAACUGAAGAAUGUCCAGCUGGAGUUUCUCUGCAACUGUGGAAAAAAUUCCAGGAAUUGAAAGAUAGAAGGAGUUCCAUAACUAAAGCCGCUUUUAAAAAGAAGAGUCGAUGGAAGCGAAAAGCUGCUGGUACAGACCCGACAAAAGUAGAAACAAACGAUGAGAAAUCUUCCAUUAAAAUGAAGAAAUUCGAGCAAGAACAGAAAAUUGAGAAUAAAAGUGAUGUGUUGGAUGCCCGAGAGUCACACUGGAGUGAACUAAAACAAUAUUUUGGAACAAAUGACAGAUUUGAGAUUCCUGCAUGUAGUGCACCUCCUUUAAAGACAAAUUUAGAGAAAAACCUUGACAAGGCCAUUGCUACAGGGGAUAUAGAAGAAGCAGAGAAGCUGAGUGACAGCCUAGCUGUUCGUAGGCUGGGUGUGAAAAUUGCCAAGGCCAUCAAAUGUCGUGAUUUUGCAAAAGUCAAACAAGAGACUGAAGCUUCUCAGCAGGCCCAAAAGAAGAAGCAACUUGCUUGGGGAUUUGAGGCGAAGAGGAGAUGGGAGACAAAAAGUAACAUGGGCUACAUGUGAUGUCAUGACACCAUACGAAAAUGAAGUGGCCAAUGAAAUGUAUUGAAACAGGUUCUCUGCCGAAUCACUUGACCUGUACUUGCACUUUAAAUCCAAUCUUGAUGAAGUCAUCUGGAAGCACUUUACAAGAGCAUAACAAUGGCUGUGUCCUGCUGUUUUCAUAACUACACAUUAGCUGAUUGUGAAUGACCAGCCUUCAUAACAGCCUUCAGUGUCUAAAAUUCGAACACAGUCAAGGAGAUUGGAUGAAGAUUUUGAUGUAAAUAAAUAAUUUUGAGCAAGCCCUGGCAUACCUUCUGAUGGAACAAAUACGUACAACAGUGCACAGUGUUUCAGCUUGUAAUCCUACAAGCUGAAACACUGAGAGUGCUCUAUUUAUACCAGGAAAGCUAUAAAUUCAAGUCCUCAGAUUUGCUGUCAUUUGGAAGCUCCUGCCUUUGUAAGGUGAACUUUAUUUGUUCUUGCGCUGCCACAUCAUCAAAAUCCUAUCUGAGCAAUGAAAAGCAAAUAUAUUCUGGUCCAACUUCCACCUUUCCACGCCCCCAUCUUUCAGUUUAAGUCACAUUCACGCAGCUCAGAGGGUCACUGUGCUACAGUUUAACUUGCAGACAAGCUGUAGGGAAUAUAUUUGUAUUAUUUAAUUGCUCCAAUGUUAGCCAUCUGUUGAUAGCAUUCAGUAUUUCAGCAGGAUCAGGAUUGAACAGAAUUCAUAAUCUCAAUCUUUUGUGACAUCAUCACAUUUUGUUGAUCUGAUUUCAUUUUUGACAAUAUUCUAUUUGCUUGUAAAUUAGAAGCAACAGAUUGCAUAUGUAGACUGCAUCAUUUAGGUAUUUUACUAAAACCAGAUGUCUGAUAACAACUUUGAGAGGUUUUACUUGCCUAGAAUCUAGAUGUUUUCUGUCGAAAUUGAAAUGAUUAAAUUCAUAUAGAUUUAUUAUUAAGGUGUGGAAUACUGAUGCAAAAUAAAAUGGAAUAUUUUCACUUUGGCAUUCAAUGUUAGCCAAAUGAAAAAGAGUUCUUCUACUGUGUUACAACCCAAUCCCCAAAGUUAGAACAGCACAGCAAUAAUCACAUUUUCUGAAUCAGCUAACCUUAAUCCCACUUUGUAACUUAGGAUGAGAGUUCAUUACAAAUGGUGACUGAAUGCUUCAUUGUCAGAGAUGCCAUCCUUAAAAUGAGAUGUUAAAUAAAUUCUGUGUUCAGAUGAACAUAAACUAUCCCAUGACACUGUCCAGUUAGAAUAGGGAAUUCUGAUAAUGUCCAGACACUAUUCCUUAACUAAUAUGUGGAAAGCAGUUAAACACGUGAUUUAUCUUUUGUUGUUUUAGGGAUCUUUUUUGUUAAAAAAUUGCAGUUAUCAAAAACUGCAGAAAUAAUUUUCAAAUGUGUCUUAAUGUCUCAGAUUGCUAAUAUCUGAAGUUUUUCAAUUACCUUCACUGCUAAACAUAAGUCUUCAUUGAUCUGUGAUCAAAAUUUUUUAAAAUUUUCCUUUGAGUGCAGCCUGUUUGUUGUACUGUGCAGCCCCUUUAGAAUUGCUGCAUUAAGACAACGUGUGCACCUUGCCUGGUGAUGUUGGGUUGUAUGUAACCUGCUAUAUUACACAGUUAUAUCUGGAUUGAUCUGCAGUCGUGCUCCCACACGCUUAAAAGCAACAUUUUCCAUGAUGUCUAUGGUUGUCAAAUCUAGCCAGAUGAUGUUGGAAAUUUUUAAAUUGCUGAUGUUUGUGAAACUUCAUAAUAGCAUGCUUAAAUGAGCCUUAAAUUUGAAUCUCUACUGUGCAGUUCAUGGCUACCUCGGGGAUGGAGGGAAAAACACAAUUAUUCUAAUUUUUUGACAAGACACCAUGUGGAUGGGAGAUAUUCCAUUUAGGAGAGAAUAGGAAAGAAUUGCAGAUAUCAGUCAUUUUUUAAAUAAUACUGUCUUCUUGGUUAUCAAAUAUCAGCAUAAACAAGCAAUAACACACUGCAACACCCCUGAGCUGCACAAAAAUGAAGAGAAACACCUGUACGAAAUCUUUACAAACAAUGGGUAUCCCAACAGCUUCGCCUGCCAAUGCCUGGCAAAUAAACAACACCAAGAAAACACUGUACGCCCCAAUACACUGGCAACCCUGCCCUAUGUUAGAAACACAUCGAAACUGACUACAGGGCUCCUACGACCUCUUAGAAUAAUGAUAGCGCACAAACCAACAGCCACACUUUGCCAGUUACUCUCAAAGAUGAAAAAUCCUAUACCCACCAUGAGCAGGACAAAUGUGAUAUACAAAAUACCAUGCAGCAACUGUGAGAAACACUACACAGGAUAGACGGGCAGGAAACUCACCACCAGGAUACAUGAACACCAACUCACAGCAAAACGGCAUGACCAACACUUCCUCAUUUCAAUACACUCCGACAUAGAAGGACAUCAGUUUAACUGGAACAAGCUAACAGUACUAGAACAAGCAAAAUGAAGACAAGCCCGAGAAUUCCUGGAGGCCUGGUUUUCAACCACUGAUGCGAUAAACAAACAUGUUGAAGUAGACCCCAUCUACGUGCCACUAUAGUACAAAACCAGAAGCAGGACUACCCACCAUGACAGUCUGGACCUUAUAAAUUCAGAGCGGGACAAAACGACAACACUUCAACAGAGGCUAGACAGCACUGAAGAUGUCACCUAGAAGGAAGAAGAAACGUUUGCAUGAAAACCAGUCAGCUCGGCGAACCAACCAACAACUCUAACCACAGCCUGAGCUACAGAUCUUCAUUAAAACAUCAGCAUUGGUGUAAGUGGGGACUGUGGCUUCCCAGAGGAUGAUGCCUGUUUGAGAGCAAUGUGCAGGGCAGUUUAGAAUGGGAGAAAACGGGAUGAGAAAUGUUUCCAAUAAAUGCUUUCUGCUGAAGUGAUCUGCUUGAAAGGAUUACACAUAGCAUUUUAUUUUCCAGAUAAUGAAAGACCUGGUAAUUUUAAUGUUGAGAUGUCUUGUUGAAACUUCCUGUCCAGUACAGGCAGUGCGUUCGGUUCUGAGGAUAACCACAUGAAGCCCCAAUGAUCCUUUGGAAUUCUGUUUCUGUUUCCUUUAUUAUUAUCUUAUAAAUAGGACAUAAGUCGACAAGAAGACUGUUGCAUAAUUACUAGUCAAAUUGACCUUACCUUUUGAAGGCAGCCUAAUAUUUUAGAAUUGAUUAGAAUCCCAGAAAACCUGCAAAAUAACCUGAGAUAACGUGCAAAACUAGUCUCUAGAAUAAGUUUUACUUUCUUAAGCCAUUUCAUGAACGAGUGCUUAAAAAUUGCUUUACAUGAAAUGUUUAAGACAGAUAAAAAUUAACAUUAAAAGUUCAAGAUUACAGGCAUCUUGACAGAUAAUGAAGGUCAAAAUUCUUGUCCUUUUAACUGUACAAAAAUUGCAGUGUACUUUCUACAUUGUACUUUUUGCACAGAAUACAUACAUUAAUUUUUCUGAAUGUAUAUUUCGACAAGAAAUAUACAAAGUGCCAGUAUUACUGAUAAAAUUAUGCAUUUCCUUACACAGAUGAGAUGAUAGUGACAGUAUCAUGAAGGUUGUGUGGAUUGAUCAAUGCAUUUUAGAGUAAUUAUUUUCAACUGAUUUAUUGUUAUAGGUACUCCAGUUUUUUUAAAAAAAUUAAACCCAGUUUAGAAUGCAGUCUGUGAUGAAUUACAUAGCAAAAUUACAUUUUUUUACACCCCAGGCCAUUUCUGAUCUUUCAGCACAAGACUGCAUUUUUCUUACAACGCUUGACAGCCUUCUGAAUUGCCAUCAAAAACAAGCAAUAAUUUAUGUUUACAAGUAGGAACUGCAGUAAAUAUGUCAUACAAUUUGAUGGGAAAAAGGAGACACAUUCAUGCAGUAAUUUCAAAUGGAAUCUUAAAGGUUCUUUUGAACAAGGUUUAAAGUAUGUUAGACUGUCUCUUUUCUUAUUUGACAGUUCUAAACUGAGGAUUUACUCCUAAUGUUCUAAUAACAUGCAGCAGCUUUAACUAUUAGGAUGUUCUUUUAUUGCUACAGAAC